AGUAGCUUGAUGACCAUAAAUCACAUUAACAGUGGAAACCUACUAAUGACCUGAGGAGGGCAGCGAUGCGCCGCUGCUGCUUCCAGUCUGCCGCUAAUUGAAUGGACGAAGAAGAAGAGACCGGAAGAAGAAGGAGAAGGAGAGCAGAGGUUGUUUGUUUACUUUCAUUAAAUGCCGUGAAGGUCUUCAACAAUAAUAAUAAUUAGCCUGCUGACAGUUUCCACUUCCGGUCCACAGCAGCAGUGAAGAGGGAUGCUGCCGCUAGUGGGAGCUGAGCUGACUCCAGUGCAGCUCUACCGACUGCUCCUCAGGUGUUGCAGGCAGUUGCCCACCGCAGCGAUGCAGCGGCAUUAUCGGCACGCCAUAAGACAGGGUUACGUCAGUCACUCGGAUGAAGACGACCCGGAGAGGAUACAGAUGAUAAUCCAAAGAGCUGUCGCAGACGCAGCCUGGGUCCUCGACAAAUACAACAAGAAGAAGUGAUGUUCGUAACCCACGGGGGUCGGUGGAUGGGAUGUUCGUCGUGUUAUUGGUUCUCGUUAUUGUGGAGACGUGAAUGAUGAAGCGACAUCUGGUGGACUGUUUGGACUCGUCAUCAUCUAUAAAGAAGAAGUGUAAAUACUGUUCCUAAGAUUGAAAUGACAUGACUGUACUGUAAUUCUUUUUUCAAUAAAUUAAUUCUCAAUAA
Cyclopterus lumpus (lumpfish) is the source of this 688-nucleotide messenger RNA. RefSeq names its product LYR motif containing 9 (gene lyrm9). The coding region runs from base 253 to 483 and encodes 76 amino acids. NCBI's taxonomy places the organism in Eukaryota, Metazoa, Chordata, Actinopteri, Perciformes, Cyclopteridae. The transcript has 4 exons. The record is from RefSeq and is a predicted model, not a curated record.